Molecule: messenger RNA, 1653 nt
Organism: Plasmodium inui San Antonio 1
Lineage: Eukaryota; Apicomplexa; Aconoidasida; Haemosporida; Plasmodiidae
Exons: 2
Coding region: 1-1653 (550 amino acids)
Source: RefSeq, a predicted model, not a curated record
AUGGAGCAGAACAAUAAAGUGAGUUUGACUAAGUCCAAACCCUCAAGGGAGAUGAGUUGCCGAAAGUUUAGGGAAUAUCAUUCCAAGUCAAUUAGGCAAAGCAGUGACCUUCAGAAAUCUCUAACCUCAAUGGACGAACUCUCAGUAACUAAAGAAUGGAAAUUAAAGGAAUGGAUAAGAAAAGACGAAUAUUUAUGGGGCUUCAAGUACCCGAAAGCCUCAGGAGAACAAUGUACGUCAAACAAGAAAUAUUGUUAUCCGCAUCUCACGAAACAGGGCACUCCAAGAUGGGGGGAUUUGGACCACUGGAUCGGGACAAAAAUGUUUCAGAGUGCUAAAUACAAAUGGGGAGACAAUAUUGAUCCAGAAGUCUGGACAGGAAUCGGGGGCUCAGGGGGACAGGACAAGCUGACGUGGGGGGAUAUCGUUAAUAAAGUUUUGAAUGAGAUAGAGGCACAAAGCAGAAAUCAGUCAAGUGUACCAGAAGGUUCACUAAUCUGGGAUAAAGAAGAAUGGGCAAGCGCAUUAGGGGCACUAGGAGCCCCAACGGAGCCGUUGGAUCAAUUUGAGGAAGGCAGAAGGAUGUUAUUAAUGAUAAUGUGUAUAAUAACAGGUUUGAUAGAAGGGAAGGAAAGAAACGGCCGGAUUUUUGAGAGGAGAGGAAGAGUGUGUAGUUUAAUAGAUACUGGUCUGGAGUUUAAGAGGGAGAAUUGGGACCAAUGGAUAGAAAAUAAAGGGAAUGUAAGAGCCACAAAGGAGCAUCCAUGUUCGAGAACCCGAGGAACUGACGGAUGCCAGUUGGCCGGGCUAGCUUUAAUCUUGAGUGUGUACAAGUCAAUGGCAAGAGUAUGCGGAGAGUGUGGACCGUAUAGACUGACUUAUUGGAUAAGAGCAGAUAAUGAAGAGCUUGAGGAUGAUCAGAUAGAGUUUUGUUCUAAGAUUGAAGAGGGAAAUAAUUGUGACAAUUCAAAGGAGGAGCCAAAGACGCCCCAAGUGAUAAUAGUAAAGCACAAGAAGAUGGAAGCAGUGACGAGGCAGAGAGUAUUUGAAAGCAGCGCCUUACUGUAUGAACAGCUUCGGAAAAAUUCAAGUGGAGCGAUGGAGACUGGAAAACUAGUACAGGUUACAGGACGCGAGAAUAAUAGUGUAGACAGUUCGGAAGCAAGUGGAAAUGAUGAUCAUUCCCCCGUGACAACAGCGGAGUCUAACUUGACCAGGGAAUGCUGUGCCUCCACAAUCAUAACUAAUCAGCAAAGCCUAGUCCAGGAGGAUGAGAUGAGCAGAAUGGUGACCAAAAAUGAGUCGGACCUCCAGCCCAACAUUGCAGACUCCUUAAGUCACCCUAAGGUUGAUGAGAGCACAGACCAGAUUCCAAAGGAGUGCAACGAUUCCCCACCCCAGGGGGGUCUUGGACAAGAUCCAGAAAGGGGGUCAAAGGAGUCAGGAAGUGGUAUGGGUAACAGGGGAGUGCUUUUGGAAAUUGGGGGCGGCUGGUGGUUAAUCAUAGGUUUGGCAGGUGUCCUCUGCUUAGCAUUUGGGAGUGCUUAUGGUUUAUGGAGAGUCUUUAGGAGUGAUAGAAGGAAGCAAAAAUCCCAAUUGCCAAGUGGACGGGGCGAUAACUAUGGCGUUGCGUAUGGAUCAGCGAGCGUGUAG